Lates calcarifer (barramundi perch) is the source of this 1302-nucleotide messenger RNA. RefSeq names its product zona pellucida glycoprotein 3f, tandem duplicate 2 (gene zp3f.2). Lineage: Eukaryota; Metazoa; Chordata; Actinopteri; Centropomidae. Gene Ontology annotation, cellular component: extracellular matrix. The record is from RefSeq and is a predicted model, not a curated record. Gene Ontology annotation, biological process: egg coat formation; binding of sperm to zona pellucida; positive regulation of acrosome reaction. The transcript is spliced from 9 exons. Gene Ontology annotation, molecular function: acrosin binding. Bases 43 to 1065 code for a protein of 340 amino acids.
UACAAAGUGUGCCAGCUCCAAAGUGCUUUGGAUCAUUUAGUCAUGGUGACUCAUCUCUUCCUAGGUGUGAUAACUGUGGCUGUUUUUGCAACAACUGUCACUAAUGCAGAUAUCAAAGUAGUCUGUGCAAAAGACUCAGUAAAGAUCACAUGGAGGAUCAAUCCGGAGUUGGUGCCAUAUGCAGCUCGUCUCUUACUCGGAAGCUGUAUGCCAUCUCAGAUGAAUGUUAUGCCCACUGGAGAGGGAGAAGCACAGUUCAACUACCACUUCGGUGACUGCAAGUUUAAAAAACUGAUAAAAGGAAAACGACUGAUCUAUCAAAAUGAACUGACUUUCAGGCCACAAGCAAGGCCAAAACCUGCAUCCUUUGUAUAUCCCAUCGAGUGUGUUUAUAAAAGACCUGAUGUGUGGGUUCCCCAGUUCAUGAACCCUGGAUCAGGUGUUUCUGAAGGUCGAGGCGGGCUGGUCUUCCACAUGGCACUCCUCAAUGAGCAGUUAACAGGUGUAGCGGAGUCAAAUGUCAUCCCCCUGGGCUCUUUCAUGCCAAUAUGGGCUGCAGUGGAGCAGAAGUCCCAUCAACCUUUGCUGCUGCUCAUGGAGGAAUGUGUGGCAGCCACUACACCAGAGCUGCAGCCUGGCAGCCAGGUUUACCCCAUCAUUAGCAAUAAGGGAUGUCUUUUGGAAAGCAUGAGGGGAAACUCUGUGUUCCUUCCCCGAUACCACUCGUCUGCAAUCAUCCUCUACCUGCAGUCCUUCAAGUUUGGUCUUGGAGAGGAGGUGUACAUCCAUUGUAAGCUGGUUGCAUGGGACCCUGACAUUCUUGAUGAGAGCAAGAAGGCCUGUCAUUAUGUCAAGGAAAAUGGAGGAUGGGAACUUCUCGAUGACCCAUUUCAGAGCUCCCUGUGUAGCUGCUGUGAUUCAACCUGCAAGUCGCGUGCCAAACGAGGAGUUGGAUGGGAAUCCCACAGCUGGAGUCAUAAUUCCGUGUUGGGACCCCUGAUCAUUGAGGACCCAUCUGGCUCAAAGGCACACAACACGUCAGUGGGGUCGGUCACUACAGAUUGACUCUCUGGUGUGAUGAUUAAACCAGUGAAUUUCUGUCCUUUUUUUAAACUGCAAGUUUGGACCACAGGACAUAAGGGCUUCAGUUCUCAACAUUUUUUAACAGAGUCCAGUCUAAGUUGAUGGAGACUCCAUGAUCCUGUACAACAGAGGGCCAUCCCUCCAGACUUAAGAUGUUGGGAAAUGCCAAAAAUGUUAUAGAUCCAUCUUAUGAUGUACAAUAAAAGUGCUUUAAAGUCC